Messenger RNA from Paramuricea clavata, 569 nucleotides. The record is from the annotation of a GenBank genome assembly. NCBI's taxonomy places the organism in Eukaryota, Metazoa, Cnidaria, Anthozoa, Malacalcyonacea, Plexauridae.
AUGGCAAAAAACCUUAAUUCUCAAACUAACGAAGAAACGUUUAGACGUUUUGUAGAAAUUAAGAAGAAGGCUGAUGUAAUAAAGGUUGUCUUUGGAAAAGAUGGUAAAGCUGUUGUGAUAUUAAAAAAUGAAAUAGGUAGGUGAAGGCUUUGUGCCAGCAAUUGACAGAAAGAGAGUAUCUGAUUAGAGCUUGAUUACUCGCAUUUGCGGAUCUUCUCUUUUUUUUUGACAGCUAACAAAUUGUAAACUAACUGACUAGUACCGACAGCUAACAAAUGAUUUGAACAUUAUCUGACAACUGAUAAUCAAACACCUUUUCCUUUACUUAGAUGAAGAUUAUUCAAACGAAGAAAGCUCUAAUGAAAACAUGAAGCUGGACGGCUCCAUUAUUUCCUUGGAAUUUGCUCCAUUGACCAAAGGCAUUAGAAUUAGUAACAUACCACAAGGACCGUUCCUGGAUGAUAUCAGGCGUAUAUUUUCAAAUAAAAGUAUCGGUGGUGAUCCAAUCACGGACAUGAUGCUGGAUACGAAAAAUGGAAUUGCAAAUGUUUACUUUGAAAAAACCUCAG